Molecule: messenger RNA, 2775 nt
Organism: Leishmania major strain Friedlin
Lineage: Eukaryota; Euglenozoa; Kinetoplastea; Trypanosomatida; Trypanosomatidae
Exons: 1
Coding region: 1-2775 (924 amino acids)
Biological process (GO): calcium import into the mitochondrion; mitochondrial calcium ion homeostasis
Cellular component (GO): uniplex complex
Molecular function (GO): calcium ion binding
Source: RefSeq, a predicted model, not a curated record
AUGUGUACAUCUCACCCCAGCCCCCCCCCCUCACACACACACACGGCUAUCUCCAAAAAGAGAGGGAGCUUCUGCAUUGAUCUGCCGGCCGGUCAUUGGCAACCGAAGUCCAGGGUAUGCAUGCCUGCGAUGUCGCAUAUUCGGUGUGCGCUCAUCCUCUCCGCCGGCGUGGCAGCCGGCGUGAGCACCGCCCCGUACCUUUGCUUUUCUGACCGGACUCCUGCUGCGCCACCGUCGCGUCUCCCACUCUAUGCCACGCGCCGCUCAGCGUCCGGCCUCCACAGCGGCAGCCCAGCAGCGGAGGAUGCCAUGGACGCUGCCAACAGGCAGGCCAGCGUGGCUUCUGUGACAGAGACCCUUUCAUCCCUCUACAGGUGUGCAUGUGAGCUGCUGGACGCGUCGACGCGAGCGCUGAUGGAAGGGACGGCGACAGCUGCGGCGGUAGCAGCCGCAGGUGCACAUGCGGUUGCCAACGCUACCACAGCGGAGCUCUCACAUCGCUCGCCAGUUUGCAGCGACGACGCUGUUUUCCAGUGUGCCGGUCGUCAUCUUAGUGGCGCCGCCGAGGCGGAAAAGCACGCUGCCGAUUUUGGCACUGACGCCGAGGUGCCGUUAUCUGCGUCAACACAGUCGGUCCUCAACGAGAGGACCGCGGUGCUUCGCGCGGCGCAGCACAAGCUGAAGGAUCGCUUUCUGCACUACGCCAAGCACGACCCGGCAACAGGGGAGUUUGUUCUUAGCCUCGAGGGAUUUGUGCGCUGCAUGCUCUUAUUGCCUGACGACGGCGUCGCUGACGUAGGGUGGCGUCGCGCGGGCUCUGGCGCCGCAAGCCGCAGUGGUGCGGUGACACACAAGAGCCCCUCGCCGACUUUCUCUGACGCGGCUGAUACCGCUGUCACCCCUUUCUGCGCGAAGGCUAUCGGCGGCCGAGGCCAGUCACGGUGUCACUCGUCCUGGCUGCAGCAGCUACCUCCAGCUGUGCAGCAGCGCUUCGUGCAGCUCUUCCACUGGGUCGAUCUCAACGGAAACAACUUCAUCGGAUAUGCCGAAUUCGUGGUGCUCUUUACCUUCCUGUCCACCCCACAGCAAAUGCUGAAGCGCGCCUUCAGCGUGUUCGACUUGGAAGACAAAGGCCGCCUGAGCGAGUGGGAGUUUUGCCACCUCCUGAACACAAUCAUGGUGGAUCCGGCGGUGCAGGUGCGCUACGCUGCCGGAACAAGCGGCGCUGGUGGCAGUGGAGGAGGCGCCGCAGCGGUCUCGCCCUCCUCGGCACUCCCCUCGGCAACACCUCAGGCCAUCACCACAGCAAGGGCACCGCACUUGGCCCCAUGCGCCUCACCCACCCCCGAGGCAGCCACGGCAGCGGUCGCUUCAGCGCCCCACCCAUCCACUGCGAGGCGCACCGGUACGUCGUGGCGCAGUGAGAAGGAGUGGCGAAGUCACAAGGAUUGCCUGAAUUUAGAGAUUUCAUCGGAGCUGAUGCGGCCGUUGCUCUUCGGUCCUUUGCCACUGCAAGUCGGCGCCGCGCCUGGAUCGACGAAUUGUGACCGCGAAGCCGCUCUCGCCGCUUCGGUCUUGUCCAGCUAUGCGGUCCAGGGUGCCGCAGCGGUUGCAGGCUCGGCAACGAACGGCACCCCCGGUGGGGUGUUGCCCUCGCUGCGCGCCGUCUCGCAGCUUCCAGACGUCAGCCACUCGGCCGGGUGGCGAAAGUGGGGUGACACCUGGCGCCGCCUUCUCAGCAAGGUGUUGACACCCUACCCGUCCUGUGCACCAGCCAGCUGCGACGCCGCGUGCAGCACCCUCGCGGUUGCCUCCAUAACUGCGCCGGUCGCCAUCACUGCCACUGCGGCUUCAUCACGCCUGUCUCAGCUGCAGUUGGCGGCGCAGGAGGAUUCGCUGCUGCGUAUGGUCUCGUAUCCCGCCUUACUGUACCGUCUAGACUACCUCCGUUCGCAACUGCGUGCCAUCGAGUUCGGCCUUUGCGACCCAGACAACACAGGCACCAUUUCUCUGGACGACUGCCGUCGCCUCCUCCGCGGGGAUGUCCGAAGGACCGUGAAAGCGGAGCAUCCAGCGCUGCAGCAGCGACAGCAGCAGGCUGACGAAACUGCCGUGACGUGGCACUUUUAUCAGAAGAUGUUCGACGUUAUACGGGAGCCCGAUAGGAUUUUGGCGGCGCUGCGGCUCGCCUUAGACGCCAUGCCGCCGGUGCCCGAGGAGACGCUGCGAGGUGGUGCCAUCCCCGACGAAGCGCUGGAGGCGGCCACACAGGCGAUCCCGGAAAUGGUGAGGCUGAGCGUCCUGCGUUGCACGUCGAGGGCCGCCGAGGAGGGUGCGGCAGUCGAUGUGGCGCCACUGCCAGCAACAGCAGAAGUAACGGCCUCGCAGGAUGACGGUCGCAAUGUCGCAGAUCGCAGCCCCUUCAGUCCAACGGACGUUACGACGGCAGAUGCAGCGGAGAGCAAGAGCGUCGGCGAGGGGUGUGCGGCUGCCCGUCAUUUGAAGGCGUCGCUGGUGCGGCCCACGGCGCUCACGUGGAAUCAAGUCGACCGCGUGCUCGCCAUCCUCGGCACGGUGCCGCAGCUGAGCGAGGCUGAGCGGUCGCUGUUUCGUGCUCUUCUGGACGACGACGGCUCUGACUCACUGUCACCCGCCGAGUUCGCGCGCCUGUGCACACUGAAGGGGGCGUUUUUUGCCCAGCAGCUGCCUCGCUUUGACGAGCCGAAGCGGAAUGCCGUCCAGCAGUUCUUCUACUGCAUGCAGCAGCUCGAGUGA